Molecule: messenger RNA, 1658 nt
Organism: Salmo salar (Atlantic salmon)
Lineage: Eukaryota; Metazoa; Chordata; Actinopteri; Salmoniformes; Salmonidae
Product: intracellular hyaluronan-binding protein 4
Biological process (GO): positive regulation of RNA splicing; positive regulation of translational initiation
Cellular component (GO): cytoplasm; nucleus
Molecular function (GO): RNA binding
Source: RefSeq, a predicted model, not a curated record
AAACCAUUUAAAACUCACGACCAAACUAUAUGCCUCUACUAGGUGUUUAGCAAGUUCAUGUAAGAUGCACGUUAUACCUUAACAACGUGUGGGUUGACUUCAGCAGUUUAACUAUAUUCGCUACUUUGAGUACUGUGUGGUAGCCAAGUUAGCUUAUGAGCAAGCUACAUUUCCAUGGCUUUGAAGUUGAUUGGCGUUUCCGAAAAUGCAGCAAUGCUCCCCGACGACUACGGUUGUGUGGUGGCGAAUCGUUUCUGUCAGCUUGUGGAUGACGAGGCCGACCCGUUUGACUUUAUAAAACAGGCCGAGGUACAGAAGGAGAAGAAAAAGAAAGCAAACCAAAUGACAGUGAAGCCUAAAAAACCUGGACAGAAGGAGUCCCAGAGAGAUAGGCGGGUCCCCGUUUUAGCCGACAGAGAAGACAACUUGCCAAGAAAUGAAACAGGUGGUAAGUGUUCUGCCCGAGGGGGCGUGGUCCAGAAUGAGAGCAGAGGGGUGGUGGGGGCUGAGAGGGGCGCAAGGCGAGGUGUCCUUGGGGAACGCAGGACCAACCAAGAGGAACACCCACCGGAGUACUCCAUCCAGAAGCCAGCUUAUUAUGCUUAUGGCCAAGUUCAAGGUGGUGGCUACAGAAACAUGGAUACUACCGGUAGCUUCAACCUGAGGGGCAAGAGAGAAUAUGAACGCCACAGUGGAACAGGCAUCUCCCUUGAGGAGAAGAGAGGAGGACGUGUGGCCUGGAACAGGGGCUGUGUUCAAGACCCUAUUUCCAUGGGUGAUGUAGGGGUGAAUGUGAAGCCUGAUGCAGGAGGCAUCCCACCUGAGGCCGGCCAACAGCCAGCAGAGAUGGCGGGAGAGAAUCACCUAUCAGAGGUGGAGGGGGAUGUGGUGGUCCAAGUUGACAUGGAGAUGUCUCUGGACGAGUGGAAGGCCCUGCAGGAGCGUAGUCGCCCCAAGGCGGAGUUUAACCUCCGUAAGCUGGACUGCAAGGUGCCCUCCAAGGCCAGAGUAAUACACAAGUCCAAACGCAUUGAGAACUUGAAGGCGGUGUCUGUGGAGGAACAGGAAGAGGACUGCCACUUCCCCAGUCUGCGCAGGUCUGCCAAUGACAUCACUUCCCACUUGGAGUUCAACUUUGGCAGCCUGCUGCGCCCCAGCCGAGGGGGGAGGGGGCAAGGCAGGGGGGGGAGAGGGGGGAUGACUGAAAAGGUAGGUCUUCUCUCCUUUAGACAAGAUGCUGGAAACCACUACAUUAGGGCAGGGGGUUUUAUACAUUUUUUUACAUUUUAGUCAUUUAGCGGACGCUCUUAUCCAGAGCGACUUACAGUAGUGAAUGCAUACAUUUUUUUUUCUCCGUACUGGUCCCCCGUGGGAAUUGAACCCACAACCCUGGCGUUGCAAACACCAUGCUCUACCAACUGAGCCACACGGGACUAUACAGACCAGUUUAAUUUUGACAUGAAUGCUGCCGGCAACUGUUUGACCAUUUCCUGGUAGAAAUGUUUUUUAUUAAAUACAAUGACUGAUUACGUAAAGAAAUAAUCUGACCAUUUUGUUAGGUGAGAACUGUCGUGUCUUUGGGGGUACCAUUAAACUGAAGACAUGUUUAUCAAUUAGCUCCCUGUAAUUAUUAUCAUGCGAUUAAACUGAUUAAUCGU